Messenger RNA from Racocetra persica, 352 nucleotides. The record is from the annotation of a GenBank genome assembly. Lineage: Eukaryota; Fungi; Glomeromycota; Glomeromycetes; Diversisporales; Gigasporaceae.
GUUGAAGAAAGUUUUAACCUUCAAGCUUCACAUGAUAUUAUGGAGUUUGGAAUAUCUUUGAACGCAUUAAAAAAGUAUGACCACUUUGAGUUUCCAGGAGUCGUUCCUCGCACUUUCGUUGGCCCUUUGCUUUUGAGUUUAGUUAGCUGGCCAACUAGUAAAAUUUUAGGGUUGCUGAUCCCUCACCUGAGUAAAUUUACCCGCCAAUAUAUAGUACGCUUCUUUCUUGGUAUAUCUACCAGUUUUGCUCUAUCUUAUCUUCGAUCGUCUAUUACUAAAUAUUUUGGAUAUCGGGUUUCUGUUGCCUUUGGUAUUCUCAGUGCUUGUCAAUUUCAUACUAUAUUUUGGGCAA